AUGCUAAACAGCUACUGCUGCUGCUCCAGGAAAAGCCAUUGUGGAGGGCAGGCCCGGAGGAUCCAACCAGGAUUAGGAGGUUGCAGAGGCUUCCAGGGAGGAUCCAGCUUUGGUCUUAAUGGUCAUGGUCGAUCUGUGGCCCUGGUGGAGGCUGCAGGGUUCAUGGAGGAAUCCAAGAUUUUGACCUUUUUCCUGGACACAUCCCUAAAGGAUGAGGUUCUGAAAGACCAUGCCAGUGCAGAAGGACCAGCUUUUGCCCCUAUUGGGGACUACAAUGGUCAUGUUGGUCUUGGCAUUAAGUGCUCCAAGGAGGUAGCCACUGCCGUCAGAGAGGUCAUCAUCUUGGCCAAGCUUUCUAUUGUCCCUAUGCUGAGAGGCUACUGGGGGAACAAGAUUGGACAGCCUCGACAGAGGCACUGCCAUCAUCUCUACUUCUGUACCCAAGAAGCUACUGAUGAUGGCCUGUAUAAUGACUACACGUCAGCCAGGGGCUGCACUGCCAUCCUGGGCAACUUUAUCAAGGCCACCUUUGAUGCCAUCUCUGAGACCUUCAGCUUCCUGACCCCCCAACCUCUGGAAAGAGACUGUCACUGGAUUCCAGCUCCGCGUCGUGCCAAGCAAGAAUGCUUUCUAACUGAGGUUAUAAGUGUGUUCAGCCCUGUGCUGAAGCGAGACACAAAGAGAACACUGGGUUCUCCACCGCUGCAGGAGAAGGCAUGA
Peromyscus leucopus (white-footed mouse) is the source of this 720-nucleotide messenger RNA. Its product is annotated as 40S ribosomal protein S2-like. The record is from RefSeq and is a predicted model, not a curated record. Gene Ontology annotation, molecular function: structural constituent of ribosome; RNA binding. The transcript has 4 exons. NCBI's taxonomy places the organism in Eukaryota, Metazoa, Chordata, Mammalia, Rodentia, Cricetidae. Gene Ontology annotation, biological process: translation. Bases 1 to 720 code for a protein of 239 amino acids. Gene Ontology annotation, cellular component: ribosome.